Messenger RNA from Lodderomyces pseudojiufengensis, 1068 nucleotides. RefSeq lists its product as uncharacterized. Bases 1 to 1068 code for a protein of 355 amino acids. The record is from RefSeq and is a predicted model, not a curated record. Gene Ontology annotation, molecular function: oxidoreductase activity, acting on the CH-OH group of donors, NAD or NADP as acceptor. NCBI's taxonomy places the organism in Eukaryota, Fungi, Ascomycota, Pichiomycetes, Serinales, Debaryomycetaceae. The transcript is spliced from 2 exons.
AUGUGUAGAUUUUGCCGUAGACAACCAAAUGAUCCACCAGAUGACGGAGAAAGAAACACUGCCAUUGAUUGGGCUGAAAUAAUUUUGUUGAUUAUUGAAGUAUUCACAUUUUUAUUCUUCAUUGUAUCCUUCUUGACGCUAUGGUAUACUCCAAUCCCAUAUAUAUUAUUUGGAUUACUACUAGUUUUACUAUUGGUUAGUUUUAUAUUAUAUUUUGUUGGAUCUUACAACUAUCCGUAUAGGAAACAAUGGAAAUCAUUUAGCCAAACUGACAUAGCUUUGAUCACAGGUGGAUCAAAUGGUUUAGGUCUAGAGAUUGCUAAAUCAUUAUUAGUUAAAGACGUUACGGUAUAUGUUAUUGAUAAAGUUUCACCACCGGAGAAAUUAUUUAAAGAUUCUAAAUUUAAUUUUAUUCAAUGUGAUUUGGGUGAUGAAAGAGAUUUAAAAUUAAAACUUUCAACCUUAAUUCAUGAUUUGAAUGCAGAGAAUAGAUAUAUUAGUAUACUCAUUAACAAUGCAGGUAUCAGAGACAAUAGAUCAUUAGUGAACUUAAAAUUUGAUAAAGUAAAAGAUUUGUUUAAUGUCAAUACGAUUGCACAAAUAUUUAUAUUGCAAAAAAUUUUGUCAAAUCAUUUAUCAUAUAACGUGAAUGGUAAAUUAUCACUCGUUACCGUUUCUUCGAUAUUAGGGACAUUUGCACCUAAGAAUCUUUCAGUUUAUUCCGCUACUAAAGCAGCACAGAUUAUGUUACAUGAAUCCUUACAACAAGAAUUGAAACAAUUUCCCAAAAUUAGAUUAAUGCUUGUGACAACGGGUCAAAUGAAUACUGAAUUAUUUAAAGAUGUAAGUGCUCCUAAACAGUUCAUCGCUCCUGUUGUGAAUCAUGUAAAUUUAGCAAGGGAAAUAACUGAGAAAGUGGAAAAAGGAUAUAUGGGUAAUUUAUCCAGACCAUUUUAUGCAAACUUUUUACCGGGAGUGAGAACUACUCCUUUAAUUGUUCAAGAUUUUUGUAGAUGGUUCAGUGAAAUUGAUGAGCAAAUAAAAGAAUCAAAAGAUUUUAAGUUUUAA